Molecule: messenger RNA, 2299 nt
Organism: Nicotiana attenuata
Lineage: Eukaryota; Viridiplantae; Streptophyta; Magnoliopsida; Solanales; Solanaceae
Product: pentatricopeptide repeat-containing protein At2g17525, mitochondrial
Exons: 1
Coding region: 312-2192 (626 amino acids)
Molecular function (GO): protein binding
Source: RefSeq, a predicted model, not a curated record
AACCCAUUUCCAAUGCGUCUUGUUAAUUUAAAUGUACUCAAAGUCUCAAAUGUUUCUUCAUUCUUUCUUAGGGUGCUAUUUUUAUUUUUAUUUUUGGGUUGAAAGGGUGCUAUUUGGAUUUCGCUUUAAAAUAGACCAUUGAUUAUGACCUGCCAAUUUUUCUCUUUGCUUCCUUUGUUCCUCUGAGGUGGGUCCGCAAGAAUGUAUGUCUUGAACGAAAUUUGCUUACCAUUUGCUUCUUUCUUCAUCUCUGUCUACGUUUACUAUUUAUCAUCUCAAUUAUUUAAUUUCUUUCUGAAUUGAAUAGCCACAUGCACAAAGCGUAUAAACUCUCGGUCUGUUUCAGCAGCCGAAUUCAUCUAACAUUUCUCACUACUCAAUCAGAACCAGUGUUAAGCAGUCCCGUCCCAACUCAAGAAAACAUCACCCGUUUAAUUUUAGAACAAAAAUCUGCAACUGAAGCUCUUCAAACCUUUAGAUGGGCCUCCGAGCUUCGCAAUUUCACUCACAAUCAGUCUACUUACAGAGCUUUAAUCCACAAGCUUUGCAAUUUUCGUCGUUUCGAUACUGCCCAGGAGAUGCUCGAUGAAAUGCCUAGCUCAAUUGGGUCAACCCCAGAUGAGGAUAUCUUCAUCACUAUUAUACGUGGCCUUGGCCGCGCUCGAAUGAUUAAACAAGUCAUUAAAGUUCCUGAAUUGGUGUUUAAGUUUGAAAAGAAGCCAACUCUAAAGCUUUAUAAUUCAAUUCUUGAUGUUCUUGUUAAGGAAGAUAUUGACAUUGCUAGAGAAUUCUAUAGGAUGAAAAUGAUGGGAAGUGGAAUUCAGGGUGAUGAUUAUACUUAUGGGAUUUUGAUGAAAGGACUUUGCUUGACUAAUAGGAUUGGUGAUGGGUUUAAGCUUCUUCAAGUGAUGAAAACUCGUGGCAUUACGCCAAAUACUGUGAUUUAUAAUACACUUAUACAUGCACUCUGCAAGAAUGGGAAGGUAGGGAGAGCCAGGAGUUUGAUGAGAGAAUUGGUUGAACCAAGUGAUGUGACUUUUAACAUUUUGAUAUCUGCAUAUUGUGGAGAGCGGAACUUAGUACAGGCUUUGGUGAUGCUGGAAAAGAGCUUUAGUAAAGGGUAUAUUCCUGAUGUAAUUAUGGUGACUAAAGUGGUGGAACUUCUUUGUAACAACGGACGUGCUUCGGAGGCAGUGGAGGUACUACAAAGAGUUGAGGAAAGAGGAGGAAUUGUUGAUGUUGUGGCUUAUAACACGUUGAUUAAUGGGUUUUGUAGAUUAGGGAAUGUGAAAGUUGGUUGUCGUCUUUUGAAGGAGAUGGAGUUGAAAGGGUGCCUGCCAAAUGCAGAUACAUAUAGUGGUUUGAUAUCUGGUCUCUGUGACUCCAAGAUGUUGAAUUUGGCACUUGACAUGUUCAAUGAAAUGAAAAGGGUUGGGAUAAAUUGGAAUUUUGUCACGUACGAUACUCUUAUCCAUGGACUGUGUUCGAGUGGGAGAGUGGAAGAUGGAUUGAAGAUCUUGGAAUUAAUGGAGGAUGAUAAAGGGGCUUCAGCAUUUCAUAUUAGUCCGUAUAAUGGUAUUAUGUAUGGUCUUUACAAGGAAAACCGUUUGGAAGAAGCACUUGCAUUUUUAAGGAAGAUGGAAAAUUCGUAUCCACGAGCUGUGGAUAGGAGCAUGAGAAUACUUGGUUUUUGUGAAAAUGGAAGCAUUGAUGAAGCAAGGAGGGUCUAUGAUCAGAUGGUUGGGGAAGGUGUUAUGCCAAGUGCUCUUAUUUAUGCAAACUUAAUUAGUGGAUUCUGCAGCAAAGGAUGUGUAAGAGAAGCACUUGAGCUGAUGAAUGAGAUGAUUGGGCAUGGUUAUCUUCCUGUUGCAUCAACUUUCAAUGCUUUGAUAAAUCUGCUUUGCAGGCAGGGUAGACUUGGAAAGGCAUCAAAGUUGAUGGAGGACAUCAUAGGUAGAGGCUGUUUGCUGGACUACGGGAGCUACAGUCCAUUCAUUGAUGUUUUUUGCAGCAAUGGAGAUUUCCACAAAGCAUUUAUGUUCUUUUUGCAAAUGGUAGAAAAGGGUAUAGUUCCUGAUUACCAUUCAUGGAAUAAAUUACUUCUGUGCCUUUGCCAACAAAAAAGUUGGCUUGAAGGAAAUAACAAGAUCUGCCGUUUAAGUAGCCAACUGCAGGUUAUUAUACAGACAUGAUCUUUUACUAUGUAUGGGCUGUCUGGCGUAGCGUUCAUUGUGAUCUUUUCAAAGCUUUGGUAUUUUCCGUGAAAAAUUGGUCAAACAAAAUACACUUAAGUUAUCAA